AUGAAUUUUCUUUCGAUUAAUAUUUGUGGGUUGGGGUCUGAUGUUAAAUCAGCAUGGAUCAAAGGUUUAAAAUUAGAAAAUAAGAUUAGUUUUCUGGCGAUUCAAGAAAUUCAAAUUGGGGAUUUUAGUUUUGAUGCGGCUUCCAAACUUUGGGGUAAUAACUAUUUAGAGAUGGACUUUAUGGGAGUGACGGGCAGAUCGGGGGGAUUGGUUAGCAUUUGGGAUCCUAAUUUGUUUCGAGCACAAGGGGUUUCUAAGGAUAGAUAUUUUCUCCAUAUUUGGGGUCAUUUGGUGGGUUCCAAUCAGUUCAUCAACAUAAUCAAUGUCUACGCUCCUCGGCGGGUGUCGGAAAAAAAGGAUUAUGGGAUGCUUUAUCGGGGGUGGUCAGCUCGGGGAACGGUUUGUGGGUUCUAUUGGGAGAUUUUAAUGCGGUGCUAUCUAAUUGAAUAUGGCAUGAAAGGUAGGAGCUUUACCUUCAUGGCCCCUAAUUCAAACAAACUGAGUAAGAUCGACAGGAUGUUGGUUUGUAAAUAUUUUUUUGACAAAUGGCCUGAUGCAUGUUUGAGAGCUCUUCCGAGAUUACAUUCGGAUCAUAGCCCGGUUAUUCUGGUGUCCAGCAGUGAAAAUUUUGGAGUUAAACCUUUCAGAGAUAGGAUAAAAGAUUGGAGAAAAGAAUUGGUGAAAAAAGAGAGAGAAGACAUGGAAAGAGAUAAGGAAGAAUUGGAUGCUUUGGACAUUUUGUGUGAGGAAAUGGAAUUAAGCGAAGAGGAAUUAUGGAUUAAGGAGGAAUGUGUUAAGAAUAUUAGGGAACGGGAGCGGUGGGCGAUUAUGGAUUAA
Messenger RNA from Helianthus annuus (common sunflower), 837 nucleotides. RefSeq lists its product as uncharacterized. Lineage: Eukaryota; Viridiplantae; Streptophyta; Magnoliopsida; Asterales; Asteraceae. The transcript has 3 exons. The record is from RefSeq and is a predicted model, not a curated record. The coding region runs from base 1 to 837 and encodes 278 amino acids.